GUGACGUAAUAGUACCUAUUGUCUAAAUCUAAGCAGUUGCAAAUUGCAAUACUCAUUUCUCUCUUGCCCCUUCUUCUCUUGCCCACACACAAUUUACUGCUAUCUCUCUCUCUUUCUCUCUUACCGGAUGAUUCACACUUCCAUCUUCAUGUUCGCUUUUAAACUUUGAAGCUUGCAACUUUUACUCAUUCCUUUGGGUGAAGAUUGUAAGAUGGAAUUAGAAGAAGAAAGUGAAACCCGGCAAUGGGAUGAGUUAAUUCCAGAUGCAUUAGGGCUAAUUUUUAAAAAGCUUCCAUUAGAAGACAUAUUAACAGUAAUUCCUAGAGUGUGCAAGGCAUGGGGGAAAGCAGUUCAAGGUCCUUAUUGUUGGCAAGAGAUCGACAUUGAUGAUGAAUGGAGUAUUGAUUGUGCAUCCGAAAAGCUUGACCGCAUGCUCCGAUUAUUGAUUACCCGGAGCUCUGGUUCACUUCGUAAGCUCCGUGUUUCUUGUGUCAAUAAUGAUGAUACUUUCGCUUUCAUUGCUGAAAAUGCGGGCUCCCUUCAGCGUUUAGUACUUCAGAGAAGCGAAAUCAGUGAUUCGAUAGUAGAAAAGUUAGCUGGGAAGUUCUCUAGGAUCACAUCAUUAGACCUGAGCUACUGUUGCCGUAUUAGCACUCGUGGCUUAGAAGCCAUCGGAAAAAACUGUAAGCUUCUGUCUUCCCUGAGCUGGAACAUGCACCCUUUAGGUUCCGCUUUCAAGACUUCCCAUUCUGAUGAAGCUCAUGCUAUCGCCCGAACAAUGCCGAAGCUUAAGCAACUUGAGCUUGCUUACCUUCGAAUCAACUUAGAAAGUGUCCUUGACAUCCUUUCGGGAUGUCCCAACCUCGAAUUCUUGGACUUGAGAGGGUGUUGGGAUGUUCAUCUUGAUAAAAAGCUCCUUGAAAAGCGGCACCCGAAGUUGGAGAUCCUCGGGCCUCAAGUAGUCAUGGGCAUGUUUGAAAAGACCGCAUUUUAUGAUGAUUACUACGACUCCGACUUCUCGGAUUUUGGUUACAUGGACUAUAGCGAUGAUGAAAGCUUCGAUGGAAUGUGGGACGAAGAUGAUAUAGAGCUCAGGAUUUAUGAAAGCGCCGAUAAUAUGUAUGAAUUCGGCUGGCCUCCGUCUCCUUAGUUGUAGGCUUAUAGCUAUGUAAUGUAUUUGUACUAUUUCACACCUUGUGAAAAUUCUGAAGUAUCUAUAUAUCCUCUAUGUCUUAGUAUUUGUAUGGCUUGGUUUAUGCAGCCAUUAUGUGGAUCUAUAUAUGCUUUAAUAUGAAUGAAGUAUUGCUGUUUGUAUAUUA
Amaranthus tricolor (Joseph's coat) is the source of this 1319-nucleotide messenger RNA. Its product is annotated as F-box protein FBW2. The transcript has 3 exons. NCBI's taxonomy places the organism in Eukaryota, Viridiplantae, Streptophyta, Magnoliopsida, Caryophyllales, Amaranthaceae. Gene Ontology annotation, molecular function: protein binding. The record is from RefSeq and is a predicted model, not a curated record. Bases 212 to 1150 code for a protein of 312 amino acids.